AUCACGCGAGGCGCCGGUCUGCAUGUGCAGGGCGUACACACGGUGAUCUGUUUCGAUCCGCAAUAAUGUGCACUGAUAAAAGAGCAGAUCAACAACAUGCAGAUACUAUUUGAUAUCCAAAUGGUAAAUACACAGAAAAAUGACUUUAUGAUGCCAAACUGGUCAUCCUAAAUCGCCCAUCGCCACUGUGGGACAGGACAAAUACUUAUUUUUCUCCAUCUGAAAACCAAACUUGCAAAAAAUUAAACAACAAAGGGAAACCUUCAUGCAAGUGUGCAACAUACUCCAUAAUUCUGACAUUCACAUUCUGUGGGCAUCAGUUACUAAAAUUAUGAGCACUCACCAAUUCACAGUGCCUUUAACUGUAAUCAGCAUAUUGUACACACCACAGUUUCAUUCUGAGAGGAAAAGAAAAAAAAAGCCAAUCAUUGCAGACAGCGGCCAGAGACUCUGAAUUAUCCUGUAGAUCGAUUAAAGAUGGAGGUUUUCUAGACAAUUGGAGCAUAGAUGUCAUCAAGGCCAAUCAAGCCUGGCCCUAUUCCUUUCCCAUUACAAAGGCUUCACCUGAUUAAGUCCAUCAAAUGAGCAGCCGCACAACUCCUGGAGCAAGAGGCGUACAGGCUGCUGCUAAUUUUCAGGCUACAAGCUGUAUGUAACAGGACCAAAUGAGUAAGACCAGGGAGAAGGCGAUGCUUUUUCUCGCCGUGUGUGAUCUGUAUUUUUCGGUGGCAAGCAUCAACAGGCUGCUGAGUAGAUAGGUCGGGCUGGUUAUUUCUCAGAUGACAGGAAGAGAACUCGGAGCUGCUGUGUAAUAUUUCGUUAAAAUUAAAAAUUGAAUAGCUGUCCUCCAUGCUAUGUCAUUCCUUUAACACUAUGCCAAUUAAAGAGCUCUAUGGUGGUACAAUCACUCAUUUUCAAGGGGGAGAUUGAAAUUGAAUUGUGGAGCAUGAGAAGAAUGAAUUAGAUACGCUACAUGUCUCCCUUGUUUCUCAGCCUUUAUCAAAUCGAGAGACUGCAGAACAGUCGCUGGAUUUACUGCAAGAUCCUGGCUCGUCGCUGCAGCGUUUUGGAGAACUUUUGAUUCUGUAUAUAACUUGAUCUGAUGACUAAAAUGGGGGGGGGGACUUACAUUUGGUGGUUAAAGCUAAUAUUAACAACGUACAAUUACAUGUGAUGACGCAGUGAUGUGUUCAAGCAUAGUUUCCCACAUUGUAACUACAAUAGUUGAUGAUGUUAUAGCAGUUAGCAAGUGUCGAGUUGCAUGAAAUGUUUUUCAUGGUGGUUUUUCCUUUUCUUUUAAAUCUUCAUAUUCUAUUUUGUCGUGUCCUCCAGAAAUUAUGUUUGAAGGAGGAUAAAAAAUAGCAACACUUUCAACAAUAACCCCUAUUCUCUCUGCCCAUGAAACGCCCGGCAUGCAUGAAGUAUAUGUCUCUUGUCAUGAUGUUUGCAAAGUGCAGCAAUGAUUUAAUGAAUACAUCCAACACUGGAAAACAGAGGAACAUGAAAGAGAAGUAUACCGUCCUCACCAUGGCCUCUCAAAUUUUAAUUAUCUCUCAGGAGAAUGUAUUUUUACAUGCUUAUCAAAACAUUUUUGACCUCUAAUGAUUUCUGCACAUUUGAAUGUGCUUCACAUAUAGACAUGCCUGUCAUAGAUAUACAAGAAUCUACAGUAACCUCAUGAAAAUGUGGCUAUUUUAAGCCUUGGCUACUAGUGACUGGAGGACACACCACAGCGUCACAAUCCCCAUGCAGAACAUAUCAGACACCCCUUGGGAGAACAAAAGCAUUGGUAGAGCAAAGAUAUUUUUCAAGGCUUGCUUUUCAUUCUUUUAGAAAUAAACUCUUUUUUUCUAAACUGUAAAAUGAUCAAAUAAGUCAUUGCUUGUGGCUCAGAACCACAACUGAAAGAAGAAGAUAAAACUGACACAAAGAAUUUCUUGUCCAUGUUUCCAGCCUGAAGCUCAAUGUGUGUGUGGGUGCGCGCCUGCAUGUGUGUGUGUGCGCGUGUGUGUGUGUGUGUGUGUGUGUGCGUGCGUGCGUGCGUGUGUGCGCUGGGCGAUCAAAUCUCUUUUUUUUGUUUUUGUACUCCAGCAAGUACAGGGAAACCCUUUUUACUUUGGUCAGCUAAGGACUUCGCACAAAAAGUCCAUCAUCACUGAAGAAGGAAGUCAUGCAAAAAUCAAAAACACAAGGCACAAGUGGCAGGGUGUUGGAAGCGGGUGGUUAUGAAAGGCAGGUUCGGGGCUUGCGAAGGGGGGAGAUCACUAUGGUGACAGGAAUCAGGGGCCUCAAGGGACUGAGGCUGGGUCAGAGAGGAAGGCUUGAGAGGCAGCUGACUGAGGAAUCAGACCUCACUCUGGAUGAUUCAACUGACAGCUCCCCCCAGGGUUCUGCCUUACCAGCCACCCCCAGAGACUGGGCUUUACAGAACAGGGAUGUGGCCAGCAGUCCCGUUCAGAGGGGAAAGCAAUUAAUUGGAACCGAAACCGAUGUCCACCUGAACAGAUGGUCCAGUGUCAAUAGGCUGCUAUUAACUGGCCGCUCUCCCCGCACUGAUCCAAGACAGAAAAAAGCACAUUCAAAGCACCAAGAAUAAAUCCUUUGCCUCGCCGAUGGAGCCUCAAUUGGGAUCUCCUGCCGUGCUUGUGACAAGCUGCUUCGUCAUCUCUGUGCCACACCCUGCUGAGGAGAAGGACAUCCACCUGACCUUGGUGCUCACAUCAGCCCAACCCUUUCGUCUGGUUGCUAUCACUGAGAGGCUAAUCUGCUAGCGAGCAGUGUGAGGAUCGGAGCGUAUUGUGUGAGCCAGUGUGCGGUGGACAGAUAAGGGAGCCAGCCAGCCCGCCAGCUCGACCCACCGACUGCCUGACUGCCCGUUUUAAUGUGCUGACUCUUGGGAGAUUUAAGAAAAGAGAAAAAAAACUGCAUAUUGACUCCUUAGACGUGUGCGGAGACUCUGGGCACAAACUCCACCACCACAGCCACAGCCAGCAGAGGUGCACCAAGAGACAGGGGAGCGAGAGAGAGAGAGGGAAGAAAAAGGACUGAAAAAUCACAACUCCAAAAUCAGAAAAUUCAAGAGGGCUUUUUUUUUUUUUUUUUUUAAUCCCCUCCUUUUUUCAAUUGAUUUAAUUUUUUCUUUCUUCCUUUUUUUGUGUUCCCGGGACUGACUCCCAACCACAGACAGACAAAAAAGGGGGAGCAAACAACUGAAGAGAAUCUGAAAAGAAAAGGACAGAACGAGAAAAAAAACGCUGAAUCUGACCAUGUUCGAAAUAAGCCGAACACUCAACGCCGCUUUGUUGAGCAAUGAGCAUCUCAAGAUGAUGGUGAGGUACGGGCAGCUCUCGGGACUGGCAGCCAGUGGCGUGGGCUCCGUCCCCGAGACGCACUCGCCGCUAUUUCCCAGGGAUCUCCUGUCAUCGACAGCCCAGAUGGGCUACAGGUCACCCCUGGGGUCGACAGAGACACAGUGGCGUCAGGCAGAGCUCCCGCAGCUCCAGGGCUGGGCAGAGAAGGGAUUGCUGACGCAGCCAAAGAUGAUCAUCAGUAGCAUGGAGGCUCCAGUGUCAAAUGGCCCCAGCGGAGGAGGCAACACAGCCAACGGGCCGACCACCAACAGCCGUGGCUGCCCCUCGCCCAUGCAGACUGGCCCGACAAACGACGACAGCAAGACCAACCUCAUUGUCAACUACCUGCCCCAGAACAUGACCCAGGAGGAGUUCCGCAGCCUGUUCGGUAGCAUCGGCGAGAUCGAGUCCUGCAAGCUGGUUCGCGACAAAAUCACAGGUCAGAGCCUGGGCUACGGCUUUGUCAACUACAUCGACCCAAAGGACGCAGAGAAAGCCAUCAACACAUUAAAUGGACUCAGACUUCAGACCAAAACGAUCAAGGUGUCAUAUGCGCGACCCAGCUCAGCCUCCAUCCGCGACGCUAACCUGUACGUGAGCGGCCUGCCCAAGACUAUGACCCAGAAGGAGCUGGAGCAGCUCUUCUCCCAGUAUGGACGCAUCAUCACCUCCCGCAUCCUCGUCGACCAGGUCACAGGUGGCUCCCGAGGUGUGGGCUUCAUCCGUUUUGAUAAGAGGAUAGAGGCUGAGGAGGCCAUCAAGGGCCUGAACGGACAGAAGCCAUCGGGUGCUGCCGAGCCCAUCACGGUCAAGUUCGCCAACAACCCCAGCCAGAAGACCAGCCAAGCCCUUCUGUCACAACUCUACCAGUCCCCCAACCGCCGAUACCCGGGGCCCCUCCACCACCAGGCUCAGAGGUUCAGGCUGGACAAUUUGCUUAAUAUGGCCUAUGGCGUAAAGAGGUUCUCUCCCAUCACCAUCGACAGCAUGACCAGCCUGGUCGGCAUGAACAUCCCUGGGCACACGGGCACUGGCUGGUGCAUCUUCGUGUACAACCUGUCCCCAGAUUCCGACGAGAGUGUGCUCUGGCAGCUGUUCGGGCCGUUCGGUGCCGUCAACAAUGUCAAGGUGAUCCGUGACUUCAACACCAACAAGUGCAAAGGCUUUGGCUUCGUCACCAUGACGAAUUACGACGAGGCGGCCAUGGCCAUCGCCAGUCUCAACGGCUACAGGUUGGGUGACCGCGUCUUGCAAGUCUCCUUCAAGACUAACAAGACACACAAGUCCUGAACUUUAACACGUAGAAGCAGUUGCCCCCGCGACUUUGUCCGCUCCAAAAUUGUCCCCAGCCUCCCCCCUCACCUCCACUCGUCCCUUAGCCCCUUCAGUCACUCCCACCACCACCUUACUACAGCCAUCCAACACAGCAAACUCAAACUCCAACCGGAACACAAAGCAACUGACAAACCAUCAAACAAAUUGAACUAGAAAUGGCUUAUAUUAUAACUUUGGACCUAUAAGCCAAUGUUGCCUAAGUAUUACAAAAAUGAAAUGAUGAAAAUGUUCAUACGUUUUUGGAAGCUCCUGUGAUAAUGCAGGCUUCUCUUUGUUGUAUAUUCUUUCUGUUUGUUGUGGUUGUUUAAAUGAUUUCUCUCUUCUGUGUAAACAGUAGCAAAUCCCUGUACUCCCUUAUUUCAGAGAAGAGAAUGUCCUUUAUAGAUUGAAACCUUUUCUCUGUCUUGAUUCAGGAUUUGUUUUUCUUUUGUAAAUCCGGAUCCACUGUCGUUAGUAUUAUAUACCUCCCUGUCAGUGAAAGGGAAGGGGCUCUUUUUUUAAAUUGGUGAACCAUUCAUUCAUUUUUAGUGUGUAUUAAAAACUUCCCCUAAUCGAUUAUAGAUGGGAUUCCACAAUCCGAGUAACUCUUAUGUAGAGAAAAAAAGAAUUUCUAACAUUGUUUUUGUUUUGUAUCGCAAACAAAACAUAAUGUCUUUCCUCACUGGGGUUCAGGGAGAUGGGGCGAGGGAGGGGAUGGGUUAGCUUUCCUGAUGACACGUUCAGUAAUUUAAGAAAAAAAAAAUAUCACUGUUGCCAAAGAGAAGAUCUCUUUGCUUGAAAAAAAAAUGCGUUUAGAAAAAGAUGAAAAUAAAGAGAAAGAAGAUCUAUUUUUAUAAAUGAUAAUUAAAAUAAUAAUUAUUGAAGAAUUUUUACAAGAAUCUGGAUUUGAAAAAAGAGAAAAAUAUUUUGACUGGCUAACUAGGGGGGGCCUGGGCGGGAGGGAGGGGGCACCACCUUGUCUUGUUGUUCUGCCGUGGUACUUUAUAGGAUCAGAGGUUGUUUGUUUUUUGGGGAAUCCAAGUCGGCUGUGAUUUUGUAGAUGGAAGGUUUUGUGAAAAGGGAUGCAAACUGAGGCAGGUGAUUUUGGUAAUUUUUCACAUAUGUGCUAGUGCGUAAUUAUUCAACAGCGAUACCCAAAAGGGAAGGGAGAGGGGUCUUUCCAAGGCCUAACCAUCCUUAUAGUCCAGAGCCCAAAGCAAGAAGACCCUUAGUCCACUUGUUUUCCUGUUUGCUAUUUUCCUGUUUGUCAUCAGUCGAUAAGGGAUAUCAGUAAAUAGAUAUAUACACAUCUGUCCAUUUAGAGAGCAUACUAUACAUUAUCUAUAUCAUUUUCUUCGCUCUGCGUUGGUGAACUUACAUUUGAAAAGAAAUUCCUUUUAGCGAUCAACAGUAGGUGCUAUACUACAUUAUUCACAUAUCUUAAAUAUCCAAGUUUGUUGUUCUAUGUGUUGUUUAAAGAAAAAAAAAUACUUCGAUGUUGGCAUUGAAUUGAGCUGCUGUUCUUUGUUUGAUAUUUGUUUAUUGUUGGCCCACAAAAAUCUGGUGAGACUACUUCUUUGCUGGAUAACCAGAUAAACGACUUUGGGCCUUGUAAGAAUCACUGAACAAAAGUUUUCUUUUGUAUUUUUCUUUUAUUUGUUUGUUUGUUUGUUUGUUUGGCUUGCUGACUUUUAGGUUUUUUGCUGAGCGUGAAACGUUUGUCAAACUUAAUGAUGAUUAGCUAGUUCUGUUAGUCUAGAUAUUUGUUUCCUUAAAAAGGAUCUAUGACAACUGUGUCUUUAUUUGCUGUGUACAAAUAGAUGAUAUAUAUAUAAAUAUAUAUAGUCUACAUUUGUUUUACAAUAUCUACUGUACUAUCUGAGUUGUCACUGUUCUUUUGUUUGAGCUUGUCUUUUUCAUAUGACAACUUAUUAUGAAGUGGUGGUUCAGUUACUUAGAAAAACUUGUGAGGAAAAUGUUCAAUUGUUGUCAUGUUGCUUGUGGAGAAAAAAAAAAGAUUUGGAUUAACUUUCAGUUAACAACCGCGGCAAAAGAAACCGAACAAAAGCUUAGAAUAUAACUAUUUCUUUAGCAGUUUGUUUACUUUUUGAAAAACUAUUUAUUUUUCUAUUUAUUUGUAUUUAUAUAUUUAUUUAUUACUUAAUUUAUCUGUGUAUUUAUGUAUUUAUUUGUUUCAUUGUCCGUGUAUUUGCGUGAUUCUGGUACAGGGAGGGGGGCGUUUCUGAGCAAAAGGGAACAAAGCGACUAGUGGAGAGGCUCUUCCAGUAGUCCACUGCACUGAGAGAACUUUUAGUACGUUUGUGCUUUGUACCAAUAUAUCAAAAUUACAAUAUAAAAAAAUCUAAAAGUCAAGAAAACUGAAAAAAAUGUCUGGAGGGUUGGGGGACGCUCUUCCCUUAUUACUAGAAACAGUUACUCGCUAUGCAUAACCUAGUUACUAGUUAAAUUUGCUAUUGCUUUUUUCUUGUCUUGUUAAAACGAAAUCUUUAGAUCUUUUUCAAUAAAGUUUAGUCUUAAUAGAAUGUUAUAAACAGUCGUUCUGGUUCAAUAUAACCUGUGAUAAGUUUGUGUAGUUCUAAAAAGCCACUCCGUCCACACCCUCCCUCCACUUACUACCGCUUUGUGAUGAAACCUUAUGCAAAAAUGUGGGUCUGAAAGCAUAGUUUUCAGUUUUCAGUAAGCAUUUUAUAUAUAACAUUCAACUCUCGGAGGAUUGGGCACAUACAUUUUAAAAGGAGCAAAUGCCCAUUGUUGUUUGAGGGUCAUUCAUUGCACUGGACUAAAUUGGUCAGAACCACUUAAGAGUCAAAACUUAUUUUUAAAAGUCAUGUUUUCAAAUUACAUACCAACAAAUCUUUAAAAAUGAGAAAUUGUUACCAUUGCACACCAACUGUUAUUUACAGCAGUUGUUGUACGUAAAGCACUCUGGAGGUAUGAAAAAGGGAUUGUACCAAUUCUAUAUUUUAUAUACUCUAAUAUGAUAUAUAUUAUAUAUUUUGAAUGGUGAAAGGUAAGGGAAUGGUUCCAGAAGCAUAAAUAUAAAGGAAUUGGAAUUUUUUUGUUUGUUGUUGAGACUUGAAAACAUGAAGGAGGUGUGUGGAGAGCAUUUUAAACACUCAGACGCAUGCUCGCAUAGUACAUCCUUCUCUCUCACACCUCAGUCAUCUGACAGGCCGGGUCAUCUGAUGUCAUCGCCAUUAUCCAAUCAUCACCUGUACCAUCCAAACUACAUAGUGUUCUCGCGUCAUAACGGCAACAAACCAACCCACCAGACCCCUUCAUGCUCCCCGCCGCCGCCGGGAGCUUGAAUUAUGCAACGACCCCAGUAGAAUGUUGUUCUGAUGUGUGAACUAAUUUCCUACACUGUAUGACUUUUGAACUCUUUCGACGCGUGCCUGUGUUCCACCUAGACCCUGUGUGUACAUGUGUUUGUGUGUGCGCGUGCAUGUUUGUGUGCAUGUUCCUUUAUGUGAUUGUGUGCGUGUCGUGUGUUUGUCCUCAUAUGUUUGUCAGCGUGGAGUACAUCCGGACAUGUACAGUAUAAACUCUGUUAGGUGUUCGUUAUGUGUGCGUGCGUGCGUGCGUGUGUGUGUGUGUGCGUGCGUGCGUGCGUGUAGGUCUGAUUGUACGUUUGGGUCUGUUUUGUGCACAUAUAUACAAAUGUAUGUGUUUGUCUCCCUGAGUGUAUGUGCGCGAGUGUGUGACGAAGACAGCGAGAAUGAGCAGUUGUUGAAAAUGUUUGUGUGUGUGUGUGUGUGUGUGUGUGUGAGAGAGAGAGAAUGUGUGUGUGCAUGUCAGGGUGUUUGAAACAUGGGGCUGUGUCACCUCGCUCUAUGCCCAACCCCUAUGGCUCCCACCAUCCCUUGUAGCGCCUUAUAGUGGCAGCCUGCCAGUAGGAACAAUGCAGCCAGUAGUGGAGGAGGGAAGGUGAACAGAGGAACUAGGCUCUUCUUGUCAGUUUUCAUUUUCCUCCUGAGACGUGUUUGUUUACUAUCUGAAAAAUCUAUAAACAAAAUCUUUAAAGACAAAAAAGACGAAAAAAUGUUCACAGGGCCCCAUGACCGCGGCUCUCUCUACUCUCUCCUGCUUAUGUUAUUACUUAACAAUUAUCAAUGAUUAUUAUGAUUAUUAUGAUUAUUAUUGGUAUUCUUAUUCUUAUUAUUAAUCCAAUUACUGCGAUGAAUGACUUCAUGUUAUCCUUGCUAGUUUAGGUCAUUUCUGAAACUGGAAACAAAAUAAAAAUCUUGCUGUAAAUGUUUGUUUUUUCUUUUUCAUAAAACUGUUGUGUUUGAAUUAUUUGUACUUUUGAAUGUUGGGACAAUAAAAUGAGGUGUCAAGAG
Scophthalmus maximus (turbot) is the source of this 9025-nucleotide messenger RNA. RefSeq names its product ELAV like neuron-specific RNA binding protein 4 (gene elavl4). The coding region runs from base 3267 to 4640 and encodes 457 amino acids. Gene Ontology annotation, cellular component: ribonucleoprotein complex. The transcript has 12 exons. NCBI's taxonomy places the organism in Eukaryota, Metazoa, Chordata, Actinopteri, Pleuronectiformes, Scophthalmidae. The record is from RefSeq and is a predicted model, not a curated record. Gene Ontology annotation, molecular function: RNA binding.